AUGUCUACGCGCCAUGUAAUGGAGAAUACUUUUAUUACGGACAGUGAUGGUCGCGAGUACUUACUGCGUGCUGGGUCUAUCGUUGUGAUGCCUGCUACCGCUCAUAUGGAGGGAGACGUGUGGGGAAUCAACAAGAUUGACUUUGACCCCGAACGCUUCCUCGAUUGGGAGGACCACAAGGCUAGCCGGGAUCGAAGGUUGAUCUACAUGCCGUUUGGCGGUGGGAGGCAUCUUUGCCCUGGGCGAAACCUUGCUAAAGCGGAGAUUCUGGGCUUCAUAGUGAUGCUCAUACUUUCUUUCGAUAUGGAAGAUGGCGCAAACCUAGAGCAGCCGAUACGCGUUCCCACAUUGGAACCAGCGCGACUUGGCCAAGGAGUCGGGAAGCCUGUUUACCUCAGGACUGGAGAUAAGUUUCCUGUGCGACUGAGGACAAGGAAGGGGUUGGAGAGCGUCAACUGGCGGUUUCUGGCAUAG
Molecule: messenger RNA, 474 nt
Organism: Aspergillus fischeri NRRL 181
Lineage: Eukaryota; Fungi; Ascomycota; Eurotiomycetes; Eurotiales; Aspergillaceae
Exons: 1
Coding region: 1-474 (157 amino acids)
Molecular function (GO): heme binding; oxidoreductase activity, acting on paired donors, with incorporation or reduction of molecular oxygen; monooxygenase activity
Source: RefSeq, a predicted model, not a curated record